UGUGUUCUGGUUCAAGUUCAUAUUGGUGGUUUCUGAAAAUACCGUUUGAAGCAGCAUCAUUAUGCUUUUCUGUGGUGCUUUUUUGAGGUGUCUUGUUUAGCCAUGUUCAGAGCAAUAAAACAUUUUUCUUUUGCAGGUACCUCUCUGUCAUUGGAUUUGUCAUCAACAUUGACACGUUACUGCUGAUGAUUCCUGAACUGCUCCAAGUGCAGCGGUAUGUCCUCACAUACAGGUUCAGCCAAGAUCACUUGGAGCUCCUGUUUAAUUCCAUCAGAGCAUCAGGUGGCUGGAAUAACAACCCAUCAGCAUGCCAGUUCCAGGCCAUCUUCCGCCGGCUGAUGGUUCGGUGUGGGGUUACACCCAGUGAGACUGGCAAUGUGGCAGCACAAGACAACACCGUGUCCCUGUCUGCUGUUGAAAUGUCCUCUCCUGAAUCUAAUGAAGAGCAUCCCUGUCCUUUUGCUAGGAUUUCAGCCAUUCUGGACGACCACAGCUAUCUUCCGACCAAGUUUGGUGGUCUGGUAGAAAAUGCCUUGGUUUACAUAUCUGGAUUUGUUGUGAGGCAGAUUCUGCGUAAACUAACCUGUGACCCAUGUCGAGUCAGUUUGAUUCAAGAUGCCACACCGUCUUCAUUUGAUGAGAACUACCAUCUUCUCACUUUGAAAAAUAAUGGCGGGUUAGUGAUUCCCUCACAAGGCGUAGUGAAGGUGGUGAGAGCUGCAGAGAGGGUGAUUCGUGGUGCUUCACCAAACCAUCCUCCUAAGCUGUCCGCCGUCACAUACAUAGUCCGUGAAGACAUUGGAACAGAAGAUGUUUUCCAGCUUGGGGGACACACUCAGGAGACACAAUUUGGCAUUGACAAUCACCAUUCUGACUUGCUGUCAUUGGUUGUGUCUGUGUUUCUGAAGAUAAGGAUGCACCACAUUGCAAAAGUCACAUGUCUUGGUUUGCAGAAAGGCAACACCAGAAAAAAGCUCUGCAAAACUGUCCUAUUUCAAGGCUAUUAGAUUGUGUAAAAAUGUAAUGAAUAUGUAAAUAUUGUUGUCACAACAGAUAAGUAUGUGUUUGUGUGUGUAUGU
Xiphophorus hellerii (green swordtail) is the source of this 1079-nucleotide messenger RNA. RefSeq lists its product as uncharacterized. The record is from RefSeq and is a predicted model, not a curated record. The transcript has 2 exons. Lineage: Eukaryota; Metazoa; Chordata; Actinopteri; Cyprinodontiformes; Poeciliidae. The coding region runs from base 186 to 1007 and encodes 273 amino acids.